Messenger RNA from Cyclospora cayetanensis, 1200 nucleotides. RefSeq lists its product as uncharacterized. The transcript is spliced from 5 exons. The record is from RefSeq and is a predicted model, not a curated record. The coding region runs from base 7 to 1200 and encodes 397 amino acids. Lineage: Eukaryota; Apicomplexa; Conoidasida; Eucoccidiorida; Eimeriidae.
GACCCUAUGAAACACGACAUUGGCCUCGUGACACAAGCCACAUGGAGCGGAAAGGUGCUAAAAUUUAGAGACACAACGGUUUUUACCGUGCUCUUUUACAACCCCGAGGAUAAGGGCAGCCGCGAGCUAAUAAACGGAGAAUACGACAAAUUCGCCAAAAAAAUGAAGGGCAUUGUUAACGUUUUGGCCGUGGAUUGUAAAGAAAACCCAACUCUGUGCAAAGACAAUGCAUCCACCCUGCCUCAGAUUAUCAUCUUCCCCCUGUUCCCGUUGCCACCCUUCCCGCACCAGGGUGAGAAGGACCUGGACAGUCUGUUGAAAGCAGUGCGGCCCCUUAUUCCCUCAAAUGUAAAGUCUGUGUCCAACCAAAAGGAACUUGACGCCUUCCUUGCCUCCACCGUGCAAAUGCCGAAGGUUCUUUUCUUCUCGGAUAAGCUCACAAAGCCGUCCCUCUUGGUGAAGGCGCUCAGCAACGCCUUCAAGGACAAAUUAGCCUGCGUGCUCCUCAAUAGUGCAGCGUUCCCUGAAGCCGUGAAGAAGUACAAGGUGUCGUCUUUCCCUCAUUUGGUUGUAGUCAGGAAGGACAAGAAGGACGAGGUGUACAAGGGGGCCUUCGAGUUCCACCAGCUGUUUGACUGGCUCAAUGUAUUCUCUGAAACUUUCGUCAUGGGAGGCGGCUUCUCAGAUACCCCCGCUGCAGCCGAGUUCGACCUGGAGCUUCAGCCUUGGAAGGUCGAAGCGGUUCCGGAGCUCACCAAGCAGUCAAGCCAGGACGUUUGUUUCAAGAAGAGCAACAAAUUCGUGUGUGUGGUGCUGGCGAAGAAGGGCCGCAAGUUGACGGAAGAGGAACAGGAAAUGAUGGAGUCGCUUAAGGCAGACUAUGAGGCGCACCAAGGCAAGGGUCCAGACUUCCGCUUCAUGUGGAUUGACCUGGAAACUGAAAGCGAAUGGGCGCAACUUUUCGAACUCAAAAAGGCGCCAAGUGUUGUCGCUAUUAACCCUCAUAAGAAGGUCCGAUUCCUCAAAUUGGAUGCUGAUCUGCCGCCGACAAAGCCCCACAUUCGUAAGAUGCUGGGGAAUAUUUCGAGCGGCGACGCACGUUUUAAGAUCGUGCCCCAAGCAAAGGUCCCCAAGUUUGUUGACCGCAAGGACACGAAGGACGAAGCCAAGAAAGCCGAAACGAAGAAGGACGAGCUCUGA